Messenger RNA from Ictidomys tridecemlineatus (thirteen-lined ground squirrel), 3284 nucleotides. The record is from RefSeq and is a predicted model, not a curated record. NCBI's taxonomy places the organism in Eukaryota, Metazoa, Chordata, Mammalia, Rodentia, Sciuridae.
UGAAAGGCUGGGGUGGGGUGUCAUAACCGCUGCAGAGGCGGCCUUGGGGUCCCCUGCUCCCCUUCCCACGGCUGGGGCUGUAGCCACGCCUCCUCUCCUGGGUCGGGUGAGGGGCCCUAAGCAAACCCAGGCCUGGGAGGCUUGGUGACCAGAAGGAAGACAGAGCGGGGUCCCAGGACGUCCAGAGCUGGGGUGCUGCAGUUGGCCGCAUCCUAGAACUGUCCCCAGGGUGUCUUUCCGAAGGGGAAUGGCACAUGAAGAGGGUCGAGAAUGUGGUUUUGCAAAGGGUGACCUGCAAGGCCUGUGGCCACAGGUGACUAGGGAGUGGCCUUGUGACGGGCAUGUUCUCUGACCUUUCACCCCAUUUGACAGAUGGGGAGACUGAGGCCCUGUGCCAUGUGUCGCUUUGAGAGGUGGAGCUGGACUUAAUUCACAUCCUGACCCUGCAGGAUUCUCCUUUCACUCGGGGCAUCCCUGGGCCAAGGCCCCGAGGCUCACCACCUGGCACCCACAUUCUUCCUGGGAGCAGGGGGACUGCCAGGAUGCUGCGACAGUGGACGGGGCAGUCGGGGCCCGCCCCGGGGGAGGCAGAACCCCCGCCUGCAGGCGAGGAGCUAUGGGAGCAGGAGAUGGAGCGGCUCUACGUCUCCCGGGCGCCGUUGCGGACGCUGCCCUAUGCCCUCGUGGACAAGCGCUUCAUCCGGCAUCUGCGGGAGCCGAAUGGAGUGAAGAGCUCGUGCUGGCAGCGGUGGCAGCGCAGGUGGCAGAUCGCACGACGACGCCUGGGGGAGGCAGCCCACCGGCUGGCCCAGGGCUUCGGGCUCUGGGAGGGGGCUCUCUACGAGAUCGGAGGUAGGACCCACGACGACCCCUACUUCCCACCUCCUAUCUCUGGGGUCCCAAUAUCCAGUUUCGAAAGGAAGAGGGCACCACCCCUCCGGUCAUUGCCGGGGUCCACCCGCAACGAUCAGCCCCUCCAUCCUCUCUCUCACACACACACCCUCAGCCUCCCAAAGGCAGGUGCAAACCACGAUGAACGGCAGCACCCUCUGGUGGCCCCCGGAGGUACUGCGGGGAAGCCUCGUGCAGGUCAGCGAGCUGGGCACCCCCAAUCCCAUGUCCUGGCCCAGUCGGAUCCUAGUUGGGGCACCUGUGUCUCCCUCGCCCGCCCUGCUCUUCUCCCCACAGGCCUCUUUGGCACCGGGAUCCAGUCCUACUUCACCUUCCUCCGUUUCCUACUGCUGCUCAACGUGCUGACCGUGGGGCUGACUGCCAGCAUGGUGCUACUGCCCCUGGCCUGGCUCCGCCCCCCGGACCCAGGCCCCGCCCAGAACUUGACCCUGCAGUGCCCUGGCAGCCACCAGCCCCAGAUUGGCAUUCCGAUAUUCCACAAUCAACUUUGGAAUGUUUUAACUGGCAGGGCCUUCACCAACACCUAUCUCUUCUAUGGCGGGUACCGGGCGGCGCCCGAGAGCAGCUCUGCAUACAGCAUCCGCCUGGCCUACCUCCUCAGCCCGCUGGCCUGCCUGCUCCUCUGCUUCUGUGGGACCCUGCAGCGGAUGGUAAAGGGGCUGCCACAGAGGCUUCUCCUGGGCCAGGACUACAGAGCGCCUCUCAGUGCCAAGGUCUUCUCCUCCUGGGACUUCUGCAUCCGGGUCCAGGAAGCAGCCACCAUCAAGAAGCAUGAAAUCAGCAAUGAAUUCAAGGCAGAGCUGGAAGAGGACCGGCGCCUCCAACUGGCGCAGCAGCGGUCCCCCACCCAGAGGGCCUGCCACCUGCUCACCUUCCUGUGGGUCAACGUCCUCAUCGGGCUCCUGGUGGUUGGGGCCAUCAGUGCCAUCUUCUGGGCCACCAAGUACUCGCAGGACAAGAAGGAGGAGGACCUGUUCGUGGUGCUACAAUAUCUCCCCCCAGGGGUCAUCGCCCUGGUCAACUUCCUGGGUCCUCUGCUGUUUGUGUUCCUGGUCCAACUGGAGAACUACCCACCCAACACCGAGGUCAACCUCACCCUCAUCUGGUGCGUGGUGCUGAAACUGGCCAGCCUGGGCAUGUUCUCCUUCUCCCUGGGCCAGAGCAUCCUAUGCAUCGGGGGAAACAGAACCAGCUGCGAGGUCUACGGCUACAACGCCUGUGACUACCAGUGCUGGGAGAACGCAGUGGGCGAGGAGCUGUACAAGCUGAUCAUCUUCAACUUCCUCCUCACCGUCGCCUUCGCCUUCCUGGUCAGCCUGCCUCGGAGGCUGCUGGUAGAGCGAUUCUCAGGCUGGUUCUGGACUUGGCUGGACCGAGAGGAGUUUCUGGUGCCCAAGAAUGUGCUGGACAUCCUGGCAGGGCAGACGGUCACCUGGGUGGGCCUCUUCUUCUGCCCCCUGCUCCCCCUGCUCAACAGCAUCUUCCUGUUCCUCACCUUCUACAUCAAGAAGUACACCCUCCUGAGGAACUCCAGGCCUUCCCCACGGCUCUUCCGUGCCUCCAGCUCCACCUUCUUCUUCCAGCUGGUGCUGCUGCUGGGCCUGCUCCUGGCCGCAGUGCCCCUGGGCUACGUGGUCAGCAGCACCCAAUCCUCCCGGGACUGUGGACUCUUCACCAACUACUCAGCCCCCUGGCAGGUGGUCCCUGAGGUGGUGGCCCUGUGGCUCCCGCUGCCUGGCCGGCGUGCCCUCAACUACCUCAGUUCCCAUGCCUUCAGCUUCCCCCUCCUCAUCCUGCUCAGCCUGGUCCUGACCGUGUGCGUGUCCCAGUCCCGCGCCAACGCGAAAACCAUCCAUGAGCUCCGGAAGCAGCUGGUGUGGCAAGGCCGGGAGAAGUGGCACCUGGUGGAGGACCUGUCGCGGCUGCUGCCAGAGCUGGCCCCGAGCGAUUCUCCCGGGCCCGAGUCCCCUCUCUCCCGAGCUUCACGCCCACGGUCCUUCUGCCCCGGUUUCCCUUGCCCAGGCUCCCCGGGCCCCAGGGCCCCCCGACCGGGCCCUUCCCGGGUUGUUCCCACCGGGCUGAGCCCCGGGUGUCCGGGCCCCUCCUCCAGAUUCCGCUACCCCAGCGGCGGGGCUCUGUAGCGCAGACCCCAUGCUCCGCCUGGACCCACUUCCUCCCCAGGCCCUCUUAGCCCAUGCUCCAGAGCCCUGGUGACCACUGCCCCUCCCUGCUCCCGGGCCUCCAGCAGGACUCCCCAGAGAGGGCCAGCAGGAAGACACAUGGAAAUUUCUAUCAUCUAUAUUUUUAUCUUAUCCCUCCGAGUUUCCUUUUUUGUGGCUGUGGAAGUUUUAUAAUACACACGUAUAUUAGUA